Molecule: messenger RNA, 1587 nt
Organism: Triticum turgidum subsp. durum (durum wheat)
Lineage: Eukaryota; Viridiplantae; Streptophyta; Magnoliopsida; Poales; Poaceae
Source: the annotation of a GenBank genome assembly
AUGAGCAAUUCGGCUGCUUUGGCAUCAUCAUCACGCUCACCCGUGGCUGUGUUUCUUGCCUUCUCCCUCGUCUGGCUCUCCAGCCACGUCCUUGCCGCCGGACACCCUGACUACACCGACGCGCUCACCAAGUCGUUGCUCUUCUUCCAGGGGCAGAGGUCCGGCCGCCUGCCGGCGGACCAGGCCGUCAAGUGGAGGUCCAACUCCGCCAUGUCCGACGGCUCGGCCGCAAACGUCGACCUCACCGGCGGCUACUACGACGGCGGCGACAACGUCAAGUUCAAUUUCCCCACGGCGUUCACCACGACCAUGCUGUCGUGGAGCAUCAUCGAGUACGGUGGGCGGAUGGAGGGGCGCGUUCACGACGCGCGCGCCGCUGUACGGUGGGCGACGGACUACCUCCUGAAGGCCGCCAAGACGACCCCGGGCAAACUCUACGUCGGAGUGGGCGACGCCGACGCCGACCACCGCUGCUGGGAGCGGCCGGAGGACAUGGACACGCCGCGGAAUGUGUACGAGGUGUCGGCGUCCGCCCCGGGGUCCGACGUCGCAGGGGAGACCGCGGCCGCGCUCGCCGCAGCCAGCCUGGUCUUCAAGGCCGCCGACCCGGACUACUCCAGGAGGCUGGUCGCGGCGGCCAGGGACGUAAUGGCGUUCGCUUGGCAGCAUCAGGGGAAGUACAGCGACCACGUCGGCGGCGGCGUGAGCAACUACUACCCGUCCUACUCCGGCUACAAGGACGAGCUCCUAUGGGGAUCCGCAUGGCUGCUCUGGGCGACGAAGAACAGCUCCUACCUCAACGACCUCAUCUCCCUCGGCGCCAACGACGGCGUCGACAUGUUCAGCUGGGACAACAAGCUCGCCGGAGCGCGCGUUCUUCUGUCACGGAGAGCCCUGUUGGACGGGGACAAAAGGCUGGAACCCUUCACGCGUCAAGCGGAGGAGUUCAUCUGCCGCGUCCUGCCCAAGUCCAGCUCCCCUUCGUCCACGACGCCGUACACGCCGGGCGGGCUGAUGCACCGGUCGGGCAACGCCAACCUGCAGUACGUCGCCUCCGCGAGCUUCCUGCUCACCACCUACGCCAAGUACAUGGCCGUCUCCAACCACGCCUUCUCCUGCCAGAACCUCCCCGUCACCUACAAGUCCCUGAGGGCACUGGCCAAGAGGCAGGUGGACUACGUGCUAGGCGACAACCCGCUGGGGAUGUCCUACAUGGUGGGCUACGGUGCGCGCUCCCCGCAGAGGAUACACCACAGGGCGUCCUCCAUGCCGUCCAUGGCCGCGCACCCGGCGCACAUCGGCUGCCAGGAGGGUUUCCAGAGCUACCUCUACGCCAGCGGCCCUAAUCCCAACGUGCAUACCGGCGCCAUCGUCGGCGGGCCGGACCAGAACGACGCGUUCCCGGAUGACCGCGCCGACUAUGCGCGGUCGGAGCCCACCACGUACACCAACGCACCCCUGAAACUCCGCGAGCAUCACGCGUUCAAGUCGGGAUUUGAAUUCGGAUGGGCUAGCAGCAACCUCAGCUGCCAAGCCAACGGGUCGACGCCCCAUCCUCGGCAGCUACAAGAAAUGACUACGACGUAG